CUGUCGCGCGGAAAGGAGGAAGAAACGAAGGAAAGCGCAGAGAAGAAGAGCAUUUGGGACGGUACGAUUUUCUCCUCCUCCUCCUCUUCCUGUUUUCGCUUCUUUCCGCUCUCGUUUUCUUCUCGAGAGAGGACGGAAUGGAGAAUUUGUGCGGAGAUAUGUGUAUGUAGUAGUGAAUUGAUGUUUUAAGCCUAAUCGCCGGCAGAGUUUGCUUGCGAAUACUUUCUCCCACUUUCUCCCGUGCCAAACAGCACUCUUUGAAUCUGUGUUUUUUGGAUUUCGUGAUGUAGCAUCUUGCGUACAGAUUGUUAGAAUGAUUGUAUCUGAAAUUUUUGUUGCUGUUCGUGAAUGGCGGAGUCCUGGAUUGGAUUCCAUGGCUCUAGGUUCAUGUCGUUUGCCCUGAAGAAGAAGAUGGAUUGUACUCGUACUCAUCUUCUACAUGUUAGGCUUUCUUCAGAGAUUAGCUGACUGGUUUUUGCAAUCCCUUGUAAUUUCUCUGCACUAAUUGUAUUAGCUGAAGUUCUGUCUCAUAAACCUGGUGCUCAUUUCUGUCUUAAGCUGAUGGAAACUUUUGAAACCUCGCCUAUCCUGCUUCUGAUUCAUGGUAGUGAUUCUAUUUGUCCAAAUUUGAUGAUUAGGUUCAAGCCUUGUGAAGAUUUUGUUCUCCUUCAUUCUUUCUUUCUUGUGCGGAUUUAUGAUAGGGAAAUCACUCGUUUGGAUGUUGGUUAUACAGAUGUUUUGCAAUCUCAGUUUUUCCCCCCUUCUUUUUGAUGGGACUAUUCCAUUGUUGUUUACUGUUACCUUGUUGGUUUGUGAUUGCCAAUUGUUUUGAUAACAUUUGGAGAAUCUUCCUUGGAAUUCUUAAUUAUCUCAUCAUUCCACAUGUCCUUGCUGCAUUAGCUUAUGUUCUACGUGACGAGGUUGCUUUUUCCUAUCUAUAAUGAUGUGUGUCACCAAUGCUGGUUGAAUUUUUGUUUUGAUUAAAUGUAUUUAGCUGAUUUCAUUGACGAUUUUGACCAGGUUCCUUUCUUGCUCAGUGUAAUCAGAGGUCUAUCAACUGUCUGGUGUGCAAUUUUGGCUCUGGAAAAUGACGUAAUUAUGGAUUUCUCCUUCCCUCUCUUGAUUCUGUUUCCUUUUGGGAUAUCGAUUGGAUCCAUUUUUUCCAAUACUAGUUCCAUCUAACAUGCAAAAUAUGUACCCAAUGAAUACUAGUUCCAUCUCUCUUGAUUUUGUAAUACGCAAAAAAAAAAAAUGUACCAAUGAAUACUAGUUCCAUCUAACAUCUUCUGGCAGUUUUGUAUAGAUUUCAAUCAGAUAUCUGAAGUGAAAUCUGGUUUUCUUAACAUGUUUGUAGGGGAGGUAAAGGACGUGUAAGAUGGGAUGAAGAUAAUCUGGGGGAGAUUGAGGCUAAUAAACCUGUGAGGCAAAAAAUUACUGAGCCUAAGACACCGUAUCACCCCAUGAUUGAUGAUGAUGGCACUCUAUCUCCUGCUAAGGACAGCUUUGAUGAGCCCGUUGAUGAUGUUAUGCAUGCUGAGGAAUUGCGAACGGCAUUACACACUGUGGCUUCUUCCUCGAGUGGAAACUCCAGCAGACGAUCUACUGGCUGGACAUCAUCCGAAGAUGAAGCUGACCUAAUGGAACAAGAUGAUGAAGAUAAUGAAACGGACAGGAAAGCAUAUUUCAGGGAGCUUAGAAGAGCACACUACGACGAGUUCCGGAAAGUGAAAGAACUCAGGCGCAAGGGGUCGUUGUUGGAGGACGAGGAGGCUGAAGAAAACGGCCAUGCCAAGGAGAACAACGGAGGACGCUCCAGUUCAACAGCAUCAGUAACCGCUGGUGUGAGGAACAUCGACAUUGAAGGAGAUGCUUCAACUUCAUCUCGCCCUCAAGCUAAUGGAUCGUCUUAAUACUCCCCACAUAGUGAGCCCAAUCUCACGCCUUUUUAUAACUACUGACUCUAUUCUAGCUCAUCUUUUUUUCCCAUGUACUUUCAGUUCACCACAUUUUAAUAUCAGAAUCUUGUAUGUUUCCAUUCGCUUCAACGCUGUAAAUAGCUUUUACUUUCACCUCAUCUCAAGCAUUCUAUCGCAUUUUUACUCGUUUCAUCCUCUAGCUAUGGGUUAUCUUGAGCCUCAGUCCUUGAUUAACAUGAAGUGACAUGGCCUCUCCCAAUUGGAUGCAUCUCCCUCAUGACCACCCCGCCCAUCUCCGCCGGCGACCUCCUGGUCGCCUCCGCCGUACCAGGUGGGUUCUCCACGGUGGACGCGCUUUGUUUUGUUGCGCGGUCGCGCGGCGGAGAAGUGCUUCUCUUGACUGCACGGCCGUAAACGGAGUCCUGCGUGCACGCCAGUAAAGUGUUCUAUGUCCGGCGCAGACUAUCACCGGUGAUGGCAGUGGGGAAGGGAAAUUGAGCAGCCUCCGUGAGAUUUUGCCGAUGGGGAGCCUGUACGAAGGGUAGUCGGAUAAUUUAUCACGGGUGGACUCAUUUAAAGUAAAACAUUAAUUUUUAUUAUUUUAGAUAUUAUUUAUUUGUGUCCAAACAAUUAAUUAAAAGAACAACCCUAAACAAUUCACGCCCAGUCACAAAAAUUCUUCCGUCUGCUUGUUCUCCCCUGGCAUCGUCGAUCGACUCGGUGGCGCUGUUCCCGGCUUAUCCUUGCCGGCGGUCACAAGAAACCGUUCGACCCGCCAUUUGCAUCUCCUCCUGCCAUCCUGCACUCGGAUCUCGUGCUCUUGUACUCUGCCACUCCGCCGACAGUUUCAAUUCCGAAUAGCGGAAGUCGAAUUUCAGGUCGAUGAAUCCCGAGUCGUCGACGACGGUGGUGAAAUUGCCUUCACGGAGCGGAAAAAAACCCCAGGAUCGAAUAAUCCCUCUUCUUAUUCUCGAUGUCGUCGAACCCGCUGUGGCGGCGGCUUGUUGGAAUUCGAACGCUUUAGAGUGUUGGAAGGCUAUGAUUGAGCAUCGUUCUCGAUCAGGAAGGAGACGCGACCGACGUUGUCGACUUCCAGAUUGGACUUGCUCUUGCUGGAAUGGGAGGCGCGAUUGGGGAAAAUUCUGCAGUAGGAGCAGGAAGAGAUUUCGAUGCAAUCGAGUAUACCAAAGUGAGGAGGCAUUCUUGGAGGCAGUGGGAGGCAGAUUCUGACGGGAGGGGAAGAAGAAGGUGUCGCUUGCACUUUACAGGGGAGGUAAGAAGAAGAGUCGUGGAAGAACUAUUGUUGUUGGUUUUACAUAAAUAAAUGAUAGAUAAAACA
Linum trigynum is the source of this 3255-nucleotide messenger RNA. The record is from the annotation of a GenBank genome assembly. Lineage: Eukaryota; Viridiplantae; Streptophyta; Magnoliopsida; Malpighiales; Linaceae.